Messenger RNA from Verticillium nonalfalfae, 1890 nucleotides. RefSeq lists its product as uncharacterized. Lineage: Eukaryota; Fungi; Ascomycota; Sordariomycetes; Glomerellales; Plectosphaerellaceae. The transcript is spliced from 3 exons. Bases 1 to 1890 code for a protein of 629 amino acids. Gene Ontology annotation, molecular function: phosphatidylinositol binding. Gene Ontology annotation, cellular component: extrinsic component of endosome membrane; late endosome; early endosome. The record is from RefSeq and is a predicted model, not a curated record. Gene Ontology annotation, biological process: protein targeting to lysosome; early endosome to late endosome transport; endosome to lysosome transport.
AUGACAGCGGCAGCUCCCGUGCGCGCAUCGACCCCGCGUCCCAAGGCGGCUGCAACAACUAGUACCUCAUCCCACGCGGCCACCGCACCAGCAGCCGCCGCCUCGGCCUUCACAUCCAGGCCCGGUGCCCCUCCGCCAGCCGUUCCUCGACCUCCGCCGCCAGUCGUCCCCGUGACUCGACGGUCCAAGCGGCCUCUGUCCACCGACUUCCUCUCCGACGAUGCCACCGCCGCCUUCGUUCGCCGUGUCCUCUGCCCCCAGCACCAAGCUGGCAACGGCACGCCACCGCCUCUCGAGGACCUCCUCCCGCCCUUGACGAGCCGAAACGAUGUCGACUUGCAGCUAUAUGCCUUGCUGGCUGUCAUUCUGAGGGACUUUGUCCAGGCCUGGUACUCCAAGAUCACAUCAGACGAGACCUUUGUCGCCGAGAUCCUGCAGAUCAUCGCACAUUGCACGAGAGCGCUCGAGCAGCGCCUACGAAAGGUGGACUUGGAAAGCCUGCUUUUGGACGAGCUGCCGGAUCUCCUGGACAACCACAUCACAGCCUAUCGCACUGCUCAUAACCCAGUGGCACGACCGCCGACACAAGCGAACCCUCGAGAUAUAUAUCAUGCUCUCUGUCCGCUGGUGCCUCUGUCACCCGUUCCGAAGCCCGAAGCCCCCGAGUCCGCUGCAAAGCAGCAGGAGAAUGAGACAAUGUACCGGCAGCUCUUGGUGCAGGGCGUCUUGGCCAUACUGCUGCCGACAGAGGAUCUCGAAAACGAGUGUCUGACGGCUCUCGUUGGCCAGAUCUUGUCGGAGCUCAUCAUCGGCAAUGUCCUCAUCAACAAACUUGCGCAGCCUUGGAUGUUAUGGGAGAUCAUGAUCAUCCUCGUCAGGGUAUUGGGCAAGCGAGAGCCGGAAACGACAACUCUAGAAGAGGGUGUGGCCGAGGCACUGUCGCCAGACGCGCCCAUCAUCGAGCCGGAAUCCUCAACACGAGCAUGGUCUUUCCAAGGCAUCUUCUGGGGUGUCAUCCAAUGGCUGUUCAUGGCGUUCACAGCGGUACAGCUUGUCGUGCUGACCCUCGCCUCCUCGUCCUCGUUGCCCGCCAGGUCGACACCAGUCUUGGAUGCAAAGAGUUCUCUAGCAGGUUCUGGAUCUGCCACGAAGGCAGCCAAAGCCAACGCCUCCAAGCCAGUCAAGGCACCUAUCGUCACCUUCAAGCUGUGGAGCUGCAUCUCUAGCUUGAUCGAGCUCGAUUCUCGCACGCCGUGGCUGAGCGGAGCCCUCUCCAUGCUUCAGUUCGGCGCUGUCAGUGGUCCGGCGAAACUCGCUGGCCUGGACGGUCCUCUCGAUAGACUCCUCUCCCACGCAAUUCACAGCCGCCUCCUCGACUCGUCCCACCUCCCGACACUCCUGCGCGCCACCCGCGGCGCUCUGUUCCCCAACAACGCCCAGGGCGUCUCGUCUCUCACGCCGCCCGCCGACGAGAGCCAGCUGCGCGCCCUGCGCCGCCGUUGCGCUAGCGCCCUCUUGGCCCUGGUACCGAGGUGGCUGUCUCGCUUCUACCUCAGCGGGCGAGGCCUCGGUCUCCGCCCGCGGACCGUUCCGAGUCGCCGUCUCAGUGGCAGUGGCGAGCUAGCAGCGACGCGCGAAGAGGGCGAACGGGAUGUUGGCACUAGUGGCGGGCAAACUUCGACGGAGGAGCGCGAGGAAAGCGAGGAGGAUAGGACGGCGGAGGAGGAGCGGGUUCUGCGCGAGAUCGAGGAGGGGAUACUGGACGUGUUCUCUGACGAGUACUGUAACAGACACCUCGUGUAUGGCAUAUUAGAGCUCAUAUUGGUGCGGCUCAUGCCCGAGCUGGCGGAAAAGGGGGUCGCCGAGCUCUGGGACGAAAGGUUAAGCUGA